Ramularia collo-cygni is the source of this 5940-nucleotide messenger RNA. RefSeq names its product probable DNA/RNA helicase MER3/SLH1, DEAD-box superfamily. The transcript has a single exon. Gene Ontology annotation, molecular function: nucleic acid binding; ATP hydrolysis activity; ATP binding. Lineage: Eukaryota; Fungi; Ascomycota; Dothideomycetes; Mycosphaerellales; Mycosphaerellaceae. Bases 1 to 5940 code for a protein of 1979 amino acids. The record is from RefSeq and is a predicted model, not a curated record.
AUGUCGCCUUCCGCUGAGGAUGCAGCAUCGCAAUGGCUGGAGCAGCUGGCGACGAUGCGCGCUGCCAUUGCCGACAUGAAGCUAUCGGCGACCAGCGGUGAAAGUGAUGAUGCGGGAUGGGCUACCGACUUGGACAUUGACGACGACGAGCUUUCGCCCGGCUCUGGAAGCGAUGACAUUUGGGACUUGAUCAGCGACGACGACGUGGACGAGUUCAGCGAGGAGAGCUUGGACGGUCCAUCCAAUGCUCCGCAAGCUGUAGAUGAACAAGCAAAAGAUGGGUCGCGGGACUGGCUGAAGCUGCGAUGUGCGCAGAUUGGAAGCACAGGUGGUGGAUUGGAUGCCGCAGCGCUCGAGGAGCAAAUUGUCGCCGUUCUGGCCUCGGACAGCGGCGACGACGAACUCCAGAUGACGCUGGCAGACAUUCUCGGCUUCGACGAGCUUGAUCUGGUCUCUGAUAUACUGAAGCAUCGCAAGUCGAUACUCGUUGAAGCUCCUGCUCGGCCUUCUGGUUUGCUGUCACGUGCUGAGCGAGAUGCUAGGCUUCGACAAGCAGACCAAGAUCAUAAAAAGGCCUCCUUGGCACCAGCGCAGAGUCGCUCCGCUGCCGAAUACCCACAUGUCUACCGUGCACAUGGCGCGGGGAACACAAUUUCUGCUUCGGGUUCCAAGUACUCUCUACCGGUGGGGAGUCAGCGCUUGGAGCGAGAGAAGUACGAAGAAUACAGCAUCCCAGCUGCUGCAGUUGGUACUUUGGGGAAAGGUCGAAGCCUUGUUGAGAUCAACCAAAUGGACGGUCUCUGCAAGCGCACUUUCCGAGGCUACAAGACUCUGAAUCGUAUGCAGAGUCUGGUAUAUCCCGUGGCAUACAACACCAGUGAGAACAUGCUCAUAUGUGCUCCAACUGGUGCCGGUAAGACAGACGCGGCUAUGCUUACUGUUCUCAAUACCGUCGCAAAGAACAUUCAUCCCAACCCGAUCGAAUUUCCAGAUGCAACCGACUUCACCGUGCACACCGAUGACUUCAAGAUCGUUUAUGUGGCUCCAAUGAAGGCUCUUGCAGCUGAAAUCACAGACAAGCUCGGCAAAAGACUGGCGUGGCUAGGCAUCCAAGUUCGAGAGUUGACUGGAGAUAUGCAGCUCACCAAGGCCGAGAUCGUUCAAACUCAGAUAAUUGUGACCACCCCAGAGAAGUGGGAUGUGGUCACGCGCAAGUCCACUGGCGAUACCGAGCUAGUGCAGAAAGUCCGUCUACUGAUCAUCGAUGAGGUCCAUAUGCUUCACGACGAGCGUGGCGCUGUUCUGGAGUCGCUGGUCGCCAGAACAGAGCGACAAGUCGAAAGCACGCAAUCUCUGAUUCGCAUCGUUGGGCUAAGUGCAACUCUUCCAAACUAUGUUGAUGUCGCAGACUUCCUCAAGGUCAACCGCAUGGCUGGUCUUUUCUACUUUGACCAAUCUUUCCGCCCUGUUCCGCUGCAGCAGCACUUUCUCGGAGUCAGGGGCAAACCCGGCACCAAAGCCAGUCGGGAGAACAUUGACAACACUGCUUUUGAAAAGGUCAAAGAUAUGCUUGAAUUAGGGCAUCAAGUCAUGGUUUUCGUGCACAGCCGGAAAGACACCGUCAAGACUGCACGCAUGCUGUAUGAACAGGCUGGUGAGCAGGGUAUGCUUGAUCUCUUUGAUGUAAGCCACCAUGAAGGCUACACCCAGGCACUGAAAGAUGUCAAGCAAUCCAAGGGUCGCGAGAUCCGAGAGUUGGUGCAGAAAGGCAUGGGAACCCAUCACGCCGGUAUGCCACGGUCGGAUCGUAACAUGAUUGAACGCAUGUUUGGCGAGGGUGUGCUCAAGGUGCUCUGCUGUACGGCGACUUUGGCAUGGGGAGUGAAUUUGCCCGCCGCGGCGGUCAUCAUCAAAGGCACGCAGCUGUAUAGCGCGGAGGCAGGAAAGUUUGUCGAUCUGGGUAUUCUUGAUGUCCUCCAGAUCUUCGGUCGCGCUGGUCGUCCGCAAUUCCAAGACACUGGUAUUGGCAUGAUCAUCACCACUCAGGACAAGUUGCAGCACUUCCUCACUGCUGUCACGCAACAACAGCCUAUCGAGUCCCAGUUCAGCAAGAAGAUGGUUGAUAAUCUGAACGCCGAGAUCUCUCUGGGAACUGUGACGAGCGUUCCAGACGCCAUUACAUGGCUGGGAUACUCCUAUUUGUUUGUGCGAAUGAAGAAAAACCCAAUCGCGUACGGCAUCGACUGGUCAGAGAUCGCCAAUGACCCAAACUUAGUCCAGCGAAGGCGUGAGCUCAUCGUCAAAGCUGCGAGGAUUCUACAAACCAGCCAGAUGAUCAUCUUCAACGAGAGCACCGAGGAAUUGCGAGCAAAGGAUGUUGGACGAAUCGCCAGUCAGUUUUACGUGCUGCAAACCAGUAUUGAGAUAUUCAACACCAUGAUGCGCCCAAGAGCAACGGAGGCCGAUGUGUUGAAGAUGAUCAGCAUGAGUGGGGAGUUCGACAACAUCACCAGUCGCGAGAGUGAGGAGAGGGAGCUCAUGCGAUUGAAGGAAGAGUCAGCGCCGUGUGACAUUGAAGGUGGAAUCGGGWCACAGCAAGGCAAGACCAAUGUCUUGCUUCAAUCCUACAUCAGCAAGGCGAAWCUGGAGGACUUCACUCUCGUCUCAGACACCAACUACGUUGCACAGAAUGCUGCGCGCAUAUGUCGGGCCCUGUUUAUGAUCGCUCUUAACCGGCACUGGGGCUACCAAUGCUUGGUUCUGCUCAGCAUGUGCAAGAGCAUCGAAAAGCGCGUUUGGGCGUACGAGCAUCCAUUCCAUCAAUUCGACUUGCCGCAAGCUGUUCUUCGCAAUUUAGACGAGAAGGGCAGCAUUGGUAGCAUUGAAUCGCUACGGGACAUGGAUCAAGCAGAAAUCGGAAGCAUGGUCCACAAUCAAAAGAUGGGAAGCACCAUCGGCAAGCUGCUUGACAACUUCCCCACGGUCGCCGUCGAGGCUGAGAUUGCUCCGUUAAAUCGAGACGUGCUUCGCGUCAAGCUCUUCAUCACGCCUGAAUUCAGAUGGAACGAUCGCCACCAUGGAAAGAGUGAGAGCUACUGGAUCUGGGUUGAAAACUCCGAGACGAGUGAGAUUUACCACCACGAAUUCUUCAUCCUCAGCAGAAGAAAGCUUUACGAYGACCAUGAGCUCAACUUCACCAUCCCACUUUCAGACCCUCUGCCUAGCCAGAUUUAUGUUCGAGCGGUCAGUGAUCGAUGGCUGGGCGCUGAGACCGUAACACCCGUCUCCUUCCAACACCUGAUCCGACCAGACACUGAGAGCGUGUAUACGGAUUUGCUCAAUUUGCAGCCGCUUCCGAUCAAGGCUUUGAAGAACCCUCUACUCGAAGAAAUCUAUGGCCAGCGAUUCCAAUUCUUCAACCCCAUGCAGACCCAGCUCUUCCACUGCAUGUACCACACGCCUGCGAACGUCCUGCUUGGUUCGCCUACAGGUUCGGGCAAGACUAUUGCUUGUGAGCUUGCAAUGUGGUGGGCGUUCCGCGAGAAGCCAGGCAGUAAAGUGGUGUAUAUCGCGCCGAUGAAAGCACUCGUCCGARAGCGAGUGCAAGAUUGGACCAAGCGCUUGACAAGACAGAUGGGUUUGAAGCUUGUGGAAUUGACAGGUGACAACACUCMUGAUACUAGGACCAUCAGAGAUGCGGACAUCAUCGUCACUACGCCCGAGAAAUGGGAUGGUAUCAGUCGUAGCUGGCAAACAAGAAGCUACGUCCAGCAGGUCAGUCUUGUCAUCAUUGACGAGAUCCAUCUGCUCGGUGGAGACCGCGGUCCCAUCCUGGAGAUUAUUGUCAGUCGUAUGAACUACAUUGCCUCGCAGAAGAAGGGCUCCGUUCGGCUUGUGGGAAUGUCCACGGCCUGCGCCAAUGCCAUGGAUCUUGGGAAUUGGCUAGGUGUGAAGGAGGGACUCUUCAACUUCCGUCACUCUGUUCGUCCCGUUCCUCUGGAAAUCUUUAUUGAUGGUUUCCCGCAUCAGCGUGGGUUCUGUCCCUUGAUGCAGAGCAUGAACCGUCCUACCUUUUUGGCAAUCAAGGCACAUUCGCCGGAAAAGCCAGUCAUUGUAUUCGUGGCCAGUCGAAGACAGACAAGAUUGACUGCCAGAGAUCUGAUCAACUUAUGCGGAAUGGAGGAUAACCCAAGAAGGUUCAUGAGAAUGUCGGAAGAUGACUUGAAUCUUAAUCUCGCCCGUGUUAAGGAUGACGCGCUGAAAGAGGCUCUCGCAUUCGGUAUCGGGCUUCAUCAUGCCGGUCUUGUGGAAUCCGAUCGAUCACUCGCUGAGGAGCUGUUCGCCAACAACAAGAUACAGAUUCUCGUCGCCACGAGUACACUGGCCUGGGGUGUCAACUUGCCUGCACAUCUUGUAGUCGUGAAGGGAACACAGUUCUUCGACGCCAAGAUUGAGGGAUACCGGGACAUGGAUCUGACUGAUGUGCUGCAGAUGCUGGGACGAGCAGGUAGACCACAGUUCGACACUUCUGGUAUCGCUCGCAUCUUCACGCAAGACGCAAAGAAGGCGUUCUACAAGCACUUCCUGCACACAGGAUUUCCAGUCGAGUCAUCGCUGCACAAUGUCUUGGACAACCACUUGGGUGCCGAAGUCUCAGCAGAGACCAUCGCCACCAAGCAGGAUGCUUUGGACUAUCUUACAUGGACCUUCUUCUUUCGGCGCUUGCACAAGAAUCCAUCAUACUACGGUCUUCAGAUCUCCGCCGAAGAGAACAACACCAUUGCGGCACAGCAAGCUGCCAACGACUACAUGAUCGAAAUGGUAGACAAAUCUCUGGCCGAGCUAGAGGAGUCAAAGUGCAUCGCCAUCCACACCAAUGGUGACGUGGAUCCGACUCCACUGGGUAAGAUCAUGAGUUACUACUAUCUCGCUCAUAAGACUAUCCGUUCCCUCGUUCAGCAUGCGAAGCCAACCGCCACAUUCGAAGACGUUCUAUCGUGGAUGAGUCGAGCGACUGAGUAUGACGAGCUUCCUGUUCGCCAUAAUGAGGACCUGAUCAAUGCAGAACUUUCCAACAACCUUCCAUUGAAAGCCGACACUGCAUUCCCAGACCUACCAAUGUGGGAUCCUCACAUCAAAGCCCAAUUGCUCCUCCAGGCACAUUUCUCCCGCAUUGACCUGCCAAUCAGCGAUUACGUGGGAGAUCAAAACUCAGUGUUGGACCAGGCCAUUCGUAUCGUUCAAGCCAGCAUAGAUGUCCUCACUGAGAUGGGACAUUUGCAGAGCGUCAAGCAAAUGAUUGCUCUGCUGCAAUGCGUCAAGUCUGCACGCUGGCCCGAAGAUGGACCAAUGGCAAUUCUCCCUGGCGUCGAUGUCGAGAAGGAGAAGAAGAGAAUCGCCGGAGAAAAUACGCAGCUGAAGAAUCUGGUAGAGGUUUGCUCUGGACCUCGUCCUGCCAUAGAAGGGGUGUUGCGAUCGCUUGGUGUUCCCAACGUCUCGCACGCGAAGAUCUUCAAAGUGCUGUCCCAACUUCCGCAGCUACGCGUCGAAGCACAAGAURUGAAUGCUUUGGGUCUCGUCGUCCAUUUGACAAGACAGAACCCAGCGAUGGAUCGCGAGCAUAGAAUCUAUGCGCCUCGCUACCCGAAACCGCAAACGGAAGGGUACUUUGUGCUUGUUUCCGAUGCUGCAAAGGGUGAUAUUUUGGCAUUGAAGAGAGUUGGUUGGCAGCCUGCCAAUAAGGGCGGCAAUGCUAGUCGGCCAACCACGAGGGCUAUGAUCAAACUACCACCCGGCGACGGUGAGAGAAUGGUCAGAGUCGAUGUCCUCAGUGACAGUUAUAUUGGCAUGGAGUGGACAUUAUCCGAGGUGGAGAUCCCAGCACCACCAAAGGUUGUUGAUGAUGGAGGGAAGAAGCCAGCACCUCAAGCGAAGGUGUAG